AUGGCUAGGGCUUGGAUUGUCGAUGGCAGAGGAAUAGCGAAAAAGGUGAAAAGUGCUGGCUUGCCCUAUCAAAUAAACGAUUGUGGAGCUAAUCGGCAAUGCCCCAACUGCAAGCAUGUUAUUGAUAAUAGUGAUGUUUGUGUUGAUUGGCCCGGUCUUCCUGCUGGGGUAAAAUUUGACCCAUCUGAUGUGGAGCUGUUAGAACAUUUGGCCGCGAAACGUGGGAUUGGGGAUGCAAAAUCCCACGUGUUAAUUGAUGAAUUUAUCCCUACACUUGAAGGUGAAGAGGGCAUUUGUUACACUCAUCCAGAGAAUCUUCCCGGAGCGAAGAAAGAUGGUACUAGCAUCCACUUCUUUUACAGAAUCAUCAAUGCAUACUCUAUCGGUCAGCGCAAGCGCAGAAGAAUACAUGACCAAGACAACAUAAUAAAUUCUCAUGUCCGUUGGCACAAAACCGGAAUAACCAAACCCGUGACUGACAACGGGAUUCAAAAGGGUUUUAAAAAAAUCAUGGUCUUGUAUGCAACGUCUAAGAGGGGAUCCAAGCCCAGUAGGUGUCAUUGGGUGAUGCACCAGUUUCAUCUUGGGACUCACAAGGACGAGACAGAGGGGGAGCUUGUGGUCUCGAAAAUUUUUUACCAGCCGCAGAAGGAGAAUGACAAACACGAGGCGUGCUCUGUGACUGAAGAAUGUGAUGUAGCCACUGGUCAAGUGAUCCCAAAGACUCCCAUGACAAAUACUCCCGACCCUCCUCGACCAGAAAAUACUCCCCCUUCUGAUUAUGUCCCGAGUGAUUAUUUCGUGCAGUCGUUUGUCCAGGACAAGGAAUAUCUCAAGGAGCCUCUUAAUUAUCUUUUGCUUGAUUCUCGUACUGGAAAUAAAAUGGGUCAUGCCACCUGUUUGGAUGGGAACUCUGAAGUCGUUGAUCUGAGUCGAGCUGACUCCCUAUUGUGCGACGAGAUAAUUGAUUCAUAUAUGACUUGGGGUGAUUUGAAACCAAAUAUCUCCUCCUCGACUCAAGCCAGUGUCGAUGUAAGUGGUUCAUCACAUCAGAAAUAUGGAAGUGCUUCUUGUGAUGUUAGUGAUCUCGACAACUUAUUGCUCGAUACUCCACCAGAUUUUCAGCUUAGUGAUUUGCAGUUUCCAUCCCAGGAUAGCGUGUUUGAUGUGUUGGACCGGUUAUAA
Messenger RNA from Striga hermonthica, 1185 nucleotides. NCBI's taxonomy places the organism in Eukaryota, Viridiplantae, Streptophyta, Magnoliopsida, Lamiales, Orobanchaceae. The record is from the annotation of a GenBank genome assembly.